This is a messenger RNA of Drosophila biarmipes, 320 nucleotides long. RefSeq names its product larval cuticle protein 65Ab1-like. The transcript has a single exon. Gene Ontology annotation, molecular function: structural constituent of chitin-based larval cuticle. Gene Ontology annotation, cellular component: chitin-based extracellular matrix. Bases 6 to 320 code for a protein of 104 amino acids. NCBI's taxonomy places the organism in Eukaryota, Metazoa, Arthropoda, Insecta, Diptera, Drosophilidae. The record is from RefSeq and is a predicted model, not a curated record.
ACAACAUGAAGUUCCUCAUCGUCUUCGUCGCCCUCUUCGCCAUGGCCGUGGCCCGCCCCAACGAGGCCAAUAUCCUGAAGCAGGACUCCGACGUGCAGCCCGACAAGUGGAGCUCCGUCCUGGAGACCAGCGACGGCACCAAGAUCGACCAGCAGGGUGCCCUGAAGGACGUUGGCACUGAGCACGAGGCCGCCGUUGUCCACGGAUCCUACUCCUGGGUGGAUGAGAAGACCGGCGAGAAGUUCACCGUGACCUACGUCGCCGAUGAGAACGGAUUCCAGCCCCAGGGCGCCCAUCUUCCCGUGGCCCCAGCUGCCUAA